CUCUACUGGUUCCUGGCUAUCGAGACACGUGAAGGUCAGCGUAGUGCUGGGACAUUGUAUAUACAGUGGUCAGAUAUCACCGUUAAGUUAUUUUGUGUAGCGUUUGGCAUUCUUUUCCCCAAUGGAUAAUCAAGGAGCAACGGCAGACCCUCAGCUGCAGCAGUUUAUCGAGAUCGAGUCUCAAAAGCAGAGGUUUCAGCAGCUAGUUCAUCAGAUGACAGAAGUGUGCUGGGAGAAGUGUAUGGAUAAGCCUGGUCCAAAGCUCGACUCCAGGACAGAGGUGUGUUUUGUAAACUGCGUGGAACGAUUCAUCGAUACAAGUCAAUUCAUCCUCAACAGACUAGAGCAAACUCAGAGGAGUAGAGGAACAUUCUCAGAGACCAUGACAGACUAGUGGAACUACAGCCACUUAUUGACGAUUUGUCAUGCCAACAAAAACUGUGAGGCAACCGCUAUACAGGAUUCAGUUAAUUUAUCAAAGACAAAAGUGCCUCUUUUUGCUUUAUUAUUUUGAAGGCCAUGUAUUCGAAAUCAAAUGGAUGCAUGUAUAGUCCCAUAGAAAGUCCAACUUAUUACCAUCGAUAUAAUUGACAUUUCCCAGUUCUAAGAUUUUGAAAACGAAAGUAUGAAAACUUUCUGGAUGAAAAAGUAUGAAAAAUCUGGAAUUGAGGAGGCGGCUCUGCAUUUCACUUUCGUCAAAGUACAUUACCAAGCAUACAAUGCAUCGUCUUACUGGGAUUGUUUCAAGAUCUGUGGCUUAUAGAAUGUCUGUUGAAAUGUGAACUUGAAAUAAAAAGACAAUAUACUCUGCAGUUAUUCAUAUGACGUGUAAAAAUGUCACCGGAGAAAGCAGAGUUCAAUUUAGAAAAUGUUCAAACUCCUUAAAUAAAUAUUAAUGAGACUUCUUA
Molecule: messenger RNA, 908 nt
Organism: Pimephales promelas (fathead minnow)
Lineage: Eukaryota; Metazoa; Chordata; Actinopteri; Cypriniformes; Leuciscidae
Gene: timm8a
Product: translocase of inner mitochondrial membrane 8 homolog A (yeast)
Source: RefSeq, a predicted model, not a curated record